GUUAAAAAAAAGUUCAUUUUUAAAAGCAUUUCGGAGUACGACGCACAUGUGUUUUGUAUCUCGUUCGAAAAUUUCCUUAAAAUUUUGAGGAAAAAAGUCAAAUUUGUGUUUUAUAACUGAGCUUACUUGUAGCACGGUCAUGGGUAAAAAAAAUAAAUCGAAAAACAAGCAGCAAACCGAGCAAACGCCUGCUCAAAACGGAAAAGCCUCGGUGGAGGAUUUAGAGGAAAACUUUGAGCUCGAAGCGGAUGAGCCAAAAACCGAUAAAAAGAAAAAGAAGAGAGUCAACAACGAAGCACAGGCAGGAGCAUUUGUAAAGCGACCGAAAUACAGCGAUGAUGAAGCUGACGAACUCGUCGCGGAAGAAAACGGGUCCAAUGAACUGCCCACAAUAUCCGAGAGUAGCACGUAUGAAAUACUGCUUGGAAAUCAGGAGUUCGAAUCGCUCAAGGGUAAAGUUUCCGAUAACACACUGAAGGCGAUCACCGAAAUUGGCUUUACCAAAAUGACGGAAAUUCAGGCCAAAGCGAUACCACCCCUGCUGGAGGGUCGUGAUUUGAUUGGUUCGGCCAAAACGGGGAGUGGAAAAACGUUGGCAUUCCUUAUUCCGGCUGUAGAGCUGAUUUACAAGUUGCAGUUUAAACCACGUAAUGGAACCGGGGUGAUAAUUAUUUCGCCCACGAGAGAAUUGGCAAUGCAAAUCUUCGGUGUGCUGAAGGAGCUGAUGGCACAUCACCAUCACACCUAUGGACUACUGAUGGGCGGUGCUAGCCGCCAUACGGAGAACGAAAAGCUCUCCAAGGGUGUGAAUAUUGUGGUUGCAACUCCGGGUCGCUUGUUGGAUCACCUGAAGGGAACACCGAACUUUUUGUUCAAAAACUUGCAGUGCUUGGUGAUAGACGAGUGCGAUCGGAUACUGGAGAUUGGGUUUGAAGAGGACAUGAAGCAGAUUAUCGGUAUUCUGCCUAAAAAGCGACAGACAAUGCUCUUUUCGGCUACACAAACUUCUCAAACGGACGAGUUAGGAAAGCUGGCGCUGAAAUCGGAACCGAUUUAUGUGGGGGUGGAUGAUAACAAAGAGGAAGCCACGGUCAGUGGGUUAGAGCAGGGUUAUAUUGUGUGCCCUUCGGAGAAACGGCUGCUGGUGCUUUUCACUUUCUUGAAAAAGAACCGCAAGAAGAAGGUUAUGGUUUUCUUUUCGUCCUGCUUGUCCGUCAAGUACCACCAUGAACUUUUCAAUUACAUUGAUCUGCCGGUUAAUUCGAUUCAUGGAAAACAAAAGCAAGCUAAACGCACAUCGGUUUUCUUCCAAUUCUGUAACGCUGAAUCGGGUACACUGCUGUGCACGGACGUGGCUGCCCGUGGUUUGGACAUUCCUGCCGUCGAUUGGAUUGUGCAGUACGAUCCACCGAAUGACACCAAGGAGUACAUCCAUCGGGUUGGUCGUACGGCACGUGGUGAAAACCUAUGCGGGCAUGCGUUGCUUAUUCUGCGUCCUGAGGAAGUCGGUUUUCUGAAGUAUCUUAAGCAGGCCAAGGUUCCGAUGAACGAGUUCGAGUUUUCCUGGAGCAAAAUAGCGGAUAUUCAACUGCAGCUGGAAAAUCUACUCUCGAAAAACUACUUUUUGAAUCAGUCGGGCAAAUUGGCCUUCAAAUCGUACGUGCGUGCGUACGAAGGGCACCACAUGAAGGACGUCUUUAAUGUGGGCAAUUUAGACCUGCUGCAGGUGGCGCGAAAUUUCGGUUUCUCGCAGCCUCCCUAUGUGGACUUCGGCAAGAGUUUCAAGAUUCAUAAUUCGGAACGACGACCGGGCAAUCGAGGACUUGGGCACUUCAAAACACUGAAUAAGGACAAAAAGGGCGCGAUGAAGUUCAAGCAUAUUAAGAAUCGUACAGAGUUGAAAAAAGUUAGUUAUGAGUAGAAGAAAGACUAGGGACAAUCUUUUUAUUGGUUGCAAAUAAACCACGCCUAAAUAACA
Molecule: messenger RNA, 1978 nt
Organism: Wyeomyia smithii (pitcher-plant mosquito)
Lineage: Eukaryota; Metazoa; Arthropoda; Insecta; Diptera; Culicidae
Gene: pit
Product: probable ATP-dependent RNA helicase pitchoune
Exons: 5
Coding region: 140-1921 (593 amino acids)
Biological process (GO): maturation of LSU-rRNA from tricistronic rRNA transcript (SSU-rRNA, 5.8S rRNA, LSU-rRNA)
Cellular component (GO): nucleolus
Molecular function (GO): ATP binding; RNA helicase activity; nucleic acid binding
Source: RefSeq, a predicted model, not a curated record